UAACGCUAGACAAGAGGCCUCCAAUUCAUUUCCUACUAUCAGCCUUGUCAGUGGAAAAAGCAAUGAAUUUCCCGUCAGUUCUGGCGACAGUUUCGCUUAUUUUGUUCUGCGCUGGCACGCGCAGCGAGGUAAGUGUGUAGAUGCUACACUACUAUAUAAAACGUCUAUAAAAUUACAGUUGUUGUGGGCAUGCAGCUAGAGUGUAUCGCUUGCUCACAAAUUCGGCUACUGCGGAAAUUUAUUGGCUCGCUUCAUUUUAUUUGUCGUUCAAAAGGCCGUAGGAAGCACAGAUCAUGAUGAAGAUGUUGUUGUCACCUUUUUGUCCAACCUUGAAACGUGGAGGCUGGGCGUAUUUGCAGCGUUUCGAUAUGUUUUGUCUAGGUCUAUGCCAAGUCAUGUUGGGCUCAUAAAAGUCAAGCUAUUCUAAAAUUAAUAUAAUUGUAAAAUUAAACCGUCCUAGAUUAGCGGUCAAGGGUGUAUGUUUUUGUUUACUAUCAUGUUGAAACAUAGACAGGGGCAUUGAAGUUUGCUCGUUUUCGGGUUGGACAGAAAUGGUUGCGUGUACGUGUUGUUUGAUUGUGUAAUUAUAUAGGCAAAGCUAAAUAAAUAAAUAAGGACGAUUUUAGCUUAUAUUUCCGCGCGCAUAUAUCACAUAAACGGCUAACGAUUUUUCAGUGCUUGUUCGCAUCGCGUGCGCAAUACAUUUGCUGCGCAUCAAAAUUUUAAUUCUUGAUGCGUCAUGCACAGAUCACGAGCGCACGGUAAGAUAUAACCUUUUAUUCAUGUUGAAACGCGCAUACUAUUUACACCUUCUCCAGUCAUGCUUGCUUUGUUAGCAACACUUGCGCCGAGUGCUUUUGUAGACCAAAUAACCCUGUAUCUUGAUAAAAUUCGGCCGAACGCCACGGAAAGCUCAGGUCUAUACAGAAAUUAAGAGUUCUAGGAAUUUAAAAUUUGCAGCAAUGAACGUGCGCAUAUUUUGUAAUUCAAUUUUCUUCCAGCCAAACUGAUGGCAAGCAACUGCGGCGUACUAUGAAAUGAUAAACAUAUUCAAUGCUUUAAUUAUAGUGCAAGUUCGAAUCAAACUGGUACACCAGUUUACGAUGCGAUAUGUUGUUAUUACUCGACAGAUUUAGAAAAGACGAGGCAAGGCAAACACGACGACGCAGUCUCAAUUUCAGCUCGAGAUUAAGAGCUAUAAAGGAACUUGAUUACUGUAAUAAAUUGAAGAGUUUUAAAAUAACCUUACAAAAGACUAAGUCCGCUGGAAAAAAACGAUUCGGUGUUUGCUAUGCGGCAGAUGUAAUGUAUAUGUUAUUUCUCCCCCAACGUUGCACCAAGCAUUCACAUUGGUCCAUGCAUGCAAUGACGUGGAAAUCUUAGUCUAUGUUUCGAAGGCGUCAUUCAGGUCCCUUCGUGUUUUCUAAAUUAGUCUAUUCUUCAAGAAAUCAGACUACAAGAAAGCAUCUGGAAACUGUCAAUAUAGAGCAUUGGCUAUAAAAGUAAACAACAAAAAAUUGUAAAAAUGCUUUAAGUAUACCUGUACUAUAAUUCUAUAAAUGGAAAGCGCACUUUCCGCGCCCUGCAUAGUUGUAAGAGUCAUCGGUUAGCUAUUUGUUAUUGUUAACCUACGCUAUGGGUACGUAGGAACUACAAAUAAAAGCAAUUGGCAAUUUUCUAUUAUCAAAGUGAAAAUAGCAGAUGCAAGUCAAGAAAAAUAGAAGAUUUACAGUUAUCGGUUUGAAAAGGGAAACAUAUUUUAUAUACGCUUUCCUUAAUUCAAAGGUGAAAUUUGAAAGAAAAAUCAAUUUCCUUUUAGAUUUGUCCAGUUCCAUUUCUUAGAACAAAGCUUAUUGCACUUAGCAUUUGCCUAAAUAAAUAAAACACAUUAAGUUACUGUUGAUAGCACACCAUCGCCUUUGACCCGAUACAAGGUCGAACACAAUGUAACUCAACAAGAACUAUUAUAUUUUCAGAAAGCUGCCCAAUUUUUUUAGAGUUGCAAUAAGGACGCAAUUAUAUGAUUGUUCAUAUCAUGUAGAAAUAAACAUAUCACCAUGAAAAUGAACAGAUAUAAGACUUGCAAUCAUCAGCAUUGCUAGUUUGUACGGUAGAAACUGUUCUCCACAGACCAACAGCAAGGAAGUAGAUAACCCCCGCUAACUUUCAAAGGGAUUCCACGACGGUCUAAUUAAUCUGGCGCAGCUGAGUGAGAAAUGUGGAGACAGAGUGUCGCACGCAAAUGUAGUAUUGAUUGAUGCCUUUAUCAUUAAGCUGUAGGAGCUUGAGCCAAAGUGCAAGUAUUAUUUAGCUGGGUAACUGACAUCAAAUUUCUUGAAGUGAGGGCUUCAUCAAGUCAAGUUGUCACUCUCACUGGUCGGUGCGUAUAUUGGCCUUUUGCAUGAAUGGCCAUGCAUGAUAGUCGAUGGCUUUUUCGCGUUAACUUUCGUUGUACACGUAGUCUUCAAAGGAAGAAAAAUUUGUUGGGAAUAUUAAAUAUUUUUGAGUUUCGAAUUGUACUGUAAUUUAAUUUUUGCGCCAAAGAGAUGGAAUUUCAGUUCUGCUAGCGCGACAAGCAACUCGCUCUCGCGCACUUGUUUUCAAUUCAUUCAAUCGUUUUACUUUUCACAAUGCGAGAUAAGUUACGAUGCGUUACGGGGCUAAAGGAAAUGAGUGAAAUUGCGUAUGUAGUGUAAUUGUUUUGCGCAUGCUCCAGUGCAUCACACUGUGAUGAUAUUGUGUCUGGCUUUCAAUUCUGUUCAUUACUGUGUUGCGGCAUUUUAUAACAUUUUCUGUUCAUAUAAUGUUACUCUAGUGCAUGCCCGGGCUCGGUAAAAGUAAGUAAUUGUCAAACAAGAUUAUAAAAUGCAAAUAUGCAACAAAGUAUACUCUGAUUGCAUUAAUCCAGACUACUUUCCUUCGCAGUUCACUAAAUAGGUUGUUUUCAAGCAAUUAAGCUCCAGGAGAUGUAGGGCAAAUAAUAACAUUCUCUUCAGAUUCUAGUUAAGUAAUUUUUUCGCGCACUAAUGUGUUUUUAAGGUAAAUGAAUGCAAAACAUGAAUGCAAAACAAUAUGUGACCUGUAUAUUCAAAAACGGCAACGAACGCUUUUGCUUUUACAAUCUGUAGAAGAACAUUGAAUUAAUCUAUUCUCCACCUAAAUCUAGGGACUGGUGAUUGUAAAUGGUAAUGACCCAGGAAAAUGUAAUCAAACUAGCCACGGAAAAGAGGUUUUGGUUCAGAAUCGAGAGAAUAAGGAAUUAAUCAUAUUUUGUACCAAGGAUAAUAGCGUGUACAAAUGGACAACAAUUGGAGGUUUGUUUUAAUAUCGUUUAUACAUAUACGCACUUUCUUCUCCAGCCCACAGUCAACGUUUCAUGUUCAGGGUAUCGUAGAAGAAAAUAUCGAGUACCAAAUUUUUUUCACUGCAGUCUUUGCUUCCUAGAAAGUCACGCCCCCACUAUGUUUGGAACUACGAGUCUAUGUAGGGUUAAUCAUAUCAUAAGAGUUCUGCACUGAUUGAUUGAUUUUCAAUUAUAAAUCUUUUGCAGGAAAGACCCCAAUAGGUGAGCUCUUUAGUCCUGCUUACGACUGUUCGAAAAUAUUGGACCACAAUCCUGAAGCAAAAGAUGGAAUGUACUGGAUCGACCUUGGUGGAAUUUAUCCUAAGCAGGUGAAUUUUUAAAAAAUGGAUUAAUAAAUGUGAAAAUUUAACUUUGAGAAGGAGUAGACUGCACUCUACCGUAUUUUGUGAGCUCUCUUGCAAAUUCUAAAUAUAAUGUAUAGGUAUUGUACUUCGAGUGCAAUUUCUAGUCUUUGAAGAAUUUUAUUAAAUAUAUGUUUUUCCAAACGAGAACCAUGCAUUAAUGAUAUGCACGAAUUACACACUUUAAUUGUCGUUUAAGCACCGUUCUGAUUGCUUGUUUUCAAAUCCUUAAGUUGUUAAAUUCAUGUGAGAUUUUUAAUUGAAAGUGUACAAAAAUGAUCAAAAAAUAAAAAUUCAUAUUGCUAAUAUCUGCCGCCAUCUUGAUUUUUCCCGUUUCGUUUCCAGGCUCUGUCGUUCUCUUCUUAAUUUGCACUGUAGACUGCUGUCCAAGUUGGGGGGAGGGGGGGAGAGAUACACUACACUCAUACACUAUAGCAUUAAAUAUUAAUAUUUUCAUGUAUAUUGUUAGCAGGGAAAUCAUGCAUGCACCUUUCUACUCAGAUCCAGGUUUUAGUAUUCUUCUUUAUCUUGUCAGGCAUAUUGUGAUAUGAUUACUGACGGCGGAGGUUACAUGUUAUUUGGAAGAACAAAUACCUCUGUAACAUGGACAGUACCAUCCAGUAACGACGCUGUUGAGCCAUAUGGCGAUCCACACUGGGCAAGUCACCUGGGAGAUGCUCCUAUCCUUGACUUGAGAAUACAGAUGGCGAGGACAGAGGAUCUCAGCAAACCUUUAGCACAUUGGUAGGUUUGCAGGCGAAAGUUUAAUCCUGGUUGCGCGCAAUAAUCUUUCAGCAAAUUUGCGACAUAAGUGUGGAGUGUGAGAUUAUAUCUACUAUACAUUUCUCAUGUUUAGGUCAUUUAGAUUACUUGCACUAUGCAUUUCUUUGUUUAGGUCAUUUAGAUUACAAACUGAACGUCUGUUGAAGAAUUUGAUGAUUGUGGAUCAUGGAUGUGCGCAAGCAACGCCUGGAAUUGGAAACAUCGCAUAUGUGAAGGAUUUACAAACCGAAAAUAUUGUCACCACAAAGUUUCGUUGUUCCGUCUUUGGGAGUUACCAUAAUCCGGCAACAGGUUUUGGAUGGGUAAUUACAAUUUCUUGAAUAUGAAUGGGUAGAAAUUAAAGGAAAGCUACACAUAUGCAUUCCCCAUGAGGUAUAAGUCGAAAACCAAAUUUGGUGGCGAACUUCGACUUAUUGAAUGAAAAUUAAUUGAAAAUAACAGAGCAUUUUCCUUUAAAUUUUUCCCAAGGUAGGUGCAUGCGUCAUGAUAUAAUAGUUCCUAAUUAAUCAAUAUAAAAUGAUAUCUAUUCACAGACCAUGAUGAAUUCGUGCUUGAAGAAGCCUUGCCGCCGUGGAUUUGCGUUUUUUGAUCAUGACGUAUUCAUGUUUCAAACAGACCAUUCUGGAUCGUUUAGGUAUGUUAGUAAUCCACGCAAAACAACCAUUGAAUACCGAUUUCCGACUUUGUUGGCCACGUUGUUAUAAGAAUUGUAAAUUUAUAAAUGCCAUGAAUCAAAAUUUACGUUCUACAGGUAAGUCAUAUCCGCUCGCAUGGGAUUCGCCAACGGGGUUUUUUAUUUUAGCUAACAGUAACUUCUUAUUAAAUUAUUUCGAAAACAAAUGUCUAUAAAUAUAGCCAAGCUCUGGGCACUAGAUGUUCUGCGGGGCUUUUAUUUUUCGAUGACAUUUAAUUCAAUUUUCUCAAAUAUAUUUUGCUAUAGUUACAGUGUGUCCGGAUCAAUUUCUGGAAUUUACCAGAAUUCCACAGCAAUUGUUGGUUGCGACAAAACAAAGGUAACUUGUUACAUACCAAUUUACAUAUACGUGUUGAUGCCUUUUCCAGAGAUAAUAUUGGAAUGAAUACAGAGGAUAGACUAAUUAAUUACCUCAGAUUAAUUUGAUACAGGUCUGAAUUGAGAGAGAUACAACUGAAAAAUAUAAGCAGACCUUUGACGUUUUGAAGUUGGUAGUGAGGAUCGGAAAAUUAUAUACGAAAAUUAAAUCACAUGUAAUUUUCUCGAUCCACGGUAUUAAGCUCCCGACGAAGAGCGUUUGCUCAAAACGUUGAGAUUCUGCUGAUAUUUUUCUUAUACACAGCUGUCUGUUAUUGGAGCUACCAAGUUAGGAGAGUACAUAUGAUAGUACGAAUUAACAACAAAGAUAAAUAAUUUUAAAAUAACGAAACAUAUUUAUUACCAGUGUUGUGGCUGCUUUGGUCCAGCGGGUGGAACAGAUGAUUACUGUGGCACAGAGUGCAAGAAACGAAGAAAUGGAACUAUUGUAAAAAAUGUUUAUUCCUGGUUUUGGGUGAGAUCUUCCAUUCCCAAGAAAGUUUGGAAGAAAUGCAUGGAUUAUAAAGUCACAACAUCGAAUGGAGACACAGUCAGGUACAAGUUAUUGGAUGGAAAUCCCACGCCAGAAAAGGUAAAUAUAAGAUUGGUUACAGCUUAACUAUAUGUUACGUUGUUCAAGCGAUUUGUCUAUACGUCUUCCAUUGGCAUCACCGUAGUAUUUAUAUAUAAAUUUGUGGUUAGAGCUCGACAACUGUCU
Paramuricea clavata is the source of this 6257-nucleotide messenger RNA. The record is from the annotation of a GenBank genome assembly. NCBI's taxonomy places the organism in Eukaryota, Metazoa, Cnidaria, Anthozoa, Malacalcyonacea, Plexauridae.